AUGCGUGAAAUCGUAUCUCUUCAUAUUGGACAGGCCGGUAUUCAACUCGGUAAUGAUUGCUGGGAGCUCUUCUGCCUCGAGCACGGAAUUAAUGCCGAGGGUUACAGAGUGAACCCCAACGACCAGACGGAGAACUACCGCACUUUCUUCAACGAGUCUGACUCUGGAAAGCUGGUUCCUCGUGCCGUGUUCGUGGAUCUGGAGCCUACCGUGAUCAACCAGAUCCGCAACGGACCUUGCCGCAACCUGUUCCACCCUGAGCAGCUGAUCUCCGGAAAGGAGGACGCCGCUAACAACUACGCCCGUGGACACUACACCGUGGGAAAGGAGUACGUGGACAUCGUGAUGGACCGUCUGCGCAAGGUGGCUGAUGCUUGUGACUCGAUUCAGGGUUUCCUGAUCUUCAACUCCGUGGGUGGAGGUACCGGAUCGGGUUUCGGCUCUCUGCUUCUGGAGAGACUGACCGUGGACUACGGCAAGAAGUCCAAGCUGGGCUUCUCGAUCUACCCUUCGCCUCUGCUCGGAACCUCGGUGGUGGAGCCCUACAACGCCGUGCUGAGCACCCACAACCUCCUGGAGAACACGGAGCUGACGGUGGUGCUGGACAACGAAGCCAUCUACGACAUCUGCCGCAACAACCUGAGCAUCGAGCGUCCGACCUACACGAACCUGAACCGUCUGAUCGCCCAGGUGAUCUCCUCCAUGACCGCCUCUCUGCGUUUCAGCGGCGCUCUGAACAUGGAUAUCAACGAGUUCCAGACCAACCUGGUGCCGUACCCUCGCAUCCACUUCAUGCUUUCCUCCUACGCCCCCGUGAUCACGCCUCACAAGGCUCUGAUGGAGAACAUGUCCGUUGCCGAGACCACCAACCAGGUCUUCGAUAGCAGCAGCAUGAUGUGCAAGUGCGAUCCUCGCCGCGGCAAGUUCAUGGCCUGCUGUCUGAUGUACCGUGGCGACGUGACGCCCAAGGACGUCACUGCGGCGGUGACCACCAUCAAGAACAAGAAGACGGUGCAGUUCGUGGACUGGUGCCCCACCGGCUUCAAGUGCGGAAUCAACAGCCAGCCGCCCAUGGGUCGCGUGCCUCGCGCGGUGUGCAUGCUGAGCAACAACACGGCGAUCGCCGACGUGUUCGGCCGCAUGAACCAGAAGUUCGAUCUGAUGUACGCCAAGAGAGCCUUCGUCCACUACUACGUCAGCGAGGGAAUGGAAGAGGGAGAGUUCGCCGAGGCGCGUGAGGAUCUGGCCGCUCUGGAGAAGGACUACGAGGAGGUCGCUCAGGAGGAGGAGUACAUGGACCAGGAGCUGUAAAGUUUUGUUUGUUCGAUACAAAAGCAUGGCGAUCUAUUCUCCCGACGAGUGGAGGCCGCUCUUGAUUAUACUGCAGAUUAUAGCGAACCAGGUAGACAAGAAAGGCAGAGAUGAGGGAAUAGUGCUGGUUCUAUGCGAUCUGGAUGAACUUACACUAUAUCUCGGCAAAUCUACUGGGAAUGGAUUUGAAUAUGAACGUUUCGUUCUUUUUCACCGAUUACGUACGGUUCACGAUGAGAUUGUAAAGGGUAGGAAUUCAGUCUUGUAGACACGCAUUUUUACCUUAUCAUUGUUGAGUUAUCCUUGACUUGUGCCAUCAUGUUUGAGAGGAUUAUUUUGUCUCACGCCUAGGUCUCCAAUCGUGGUGUUCAUUGUGGAGAGAGCCAAAAAGUGCCUCGAUUUCUGUUUCACCAUUUUCCUGAUUCACUUUUGUACUUGCUGCUUCUUCAAUGUACAGGAAAUUGCAGGGAGAUUUGAAACGUAGGGAAUUCCUCUCAAUAUCUACUGGUGGGUAACAAUGGGAGUGUGUUUUGGAGUUAUGACGCUGACCUGUAUGAGGAGGAAAAGGUCUUUCAUUUGUAGCUGAACGAAUUGCAAUCAAGCGAGAGCUGGAGGAUAUUCUUGUUUCUGACAUUUUAGAAUCUGUAUGAUACGUGUGUUUUGUUUU
Messenger RNA from Blastocystis hominis, 1978 nucleotides. RefSeq lists its product as hypothetical. The record is from RefSeq and is a predicted model, not a curated record. Bases 1 to 1311 code for a protein of 436 amino acids. Gene Ontology annotation, cellular component: microtubule; cytoplasm. Gene Ontology annotation, molecular function: GTP binding; structural constituent of cytoskeleton. NCBI's taxonomy places the organism in Eukaryota, Bigyra, Opalinata, Blastocystidae. Gene Ontology annotation, biological process: mitotic cell cycle; microtubule cytoskeleton organization. The transcript is spliced from 2 exons.